UAUCCCAUACAAAUCUUGUAAAAAAUACUCUCGUUAGAUUUGACUGUAAACUACCCCCUCCCCUCAAUAAAUCAGAAACUUAUAGUAAAAUUUUAUAAUAAAUAUUCAAUCACAUUUUUCAAGUUUUAAUAAACUUUUUUGAAAUUUUACGGCUGCAUUAAAAGUGAUAAAUUAAUGAAUGUAGUAAUUGUUGCGAUUAAAAUGAAGACUAAUAAAUUUAAAUUAGUAUCAGUGGAUCAGUGAUAAGGUUAACCUAACUUUCAAGAAUCAAAUAAACAGUAUUCAAGGGCCAAAAAAACCCGCAGACUCGUGCUAAUUCGACUCCAUCCAAGGCAUGGCCAACCCGUAGAACACAGAUUGAAUGCAAGGGCCAAAAAGCCACUUUUAGCAAAAGUGAUUUAAGAAAAUAUUUACCUUCAAAUGAACCGGUAACGGUAAAUUUUGAGCUUUAACUUAAAAAAAUGAGUAGUAGCAGCACGGACGAUGCACAUAUCAAUCGUGUAAUUGAGCUUAUGCAUUCCAAAGAUGAAUCCUCAUACGAGGAAUUAUAUAAAUUACUUGAGGAGGUUAUCAUUAAAAAAUAUGGAAAUACACGAUCCUUGGAUAACAUUCGAUUUAAGCGUGAGGUUGUUCCAGUUGCAAUUGAAACACCCGUUGUGUCUGCACCAGUGCCUGCAAAACGUCGAUCACAAGAUGACAGCGGUCGAAAUUCGGAUAAUGAAUUAGUUUUUACACUUUUAAAAGAUGAUUUAACAUGUGUUACAUGUCGGGAUAUGGACGUGAGUGCUGGCAACCAAUUAAUUGAAUGUAAUUCUUGUCAUGCUCUGUAUCAUCAAGAAUGUCAUACUCCAUACAUUUUGGAUUCGGAGCUAAAUACGAAUUGGAUUUGUUCAACUUGUAAAUAUCGUGCUCGAAAAGCAUCAAAACAUUCAUCGGGUAGCAGUAGUCGUAACAAUGGCGGUAGUGGCAGUGGUUCAGGGAGUGAAAGACAUUCGUCCACAUCAGCAUCGAAAGGUGGAAGUUCUUCAUCGUAUUCAAAAGUGUCUGGUUCACCAUCGAAUUCAUCAUCUGGUACAUCAACAUCGAAACAAUAUUCGGGAACGAAUAAAAGUUCAUCACAUUCUUCUUCUUCUGGUACAGGCACAGGCACUUCAACGCAUUCUGGUUCGAAAUCCCCAUCAUCGAAUAAUUCUGGCUCGAAUUCAGCGCAAAAUAAUCAACGUAUUGUUAUACCGAAUAUAAAUAUUGUUAGUGCAAGUGCUGAUAAACGUUUACAGAUUAUGAAAAAAAAAGCGGCUGCCAAAAUCCAAGAGAAACGUAAACCGAAACUUACAUAGAAAACAGAAAGAAAG
Chrysoperla carnea is the source of this 1352-nucleotide messenger RNA. RefSeq names its product integrator complex subunit 12-like. The coding region runs from base 462 to 1337 and encodes 291 amino acids. Lineage: Eukaryota; Metazoa; Arthropoda; Insecta; Neuroptera; Chrysopidae. The transcript has 5 exons. The record is from RefSeq and is a predicted model, not a curated record.